AUGGCGACGCAGGCGGCGUCCACAGCACCUGUAUCACACCGCCCAGACGCGCCACUCGAGUCGUAUCCAGCGCAACUUUCGGCGCCGUCUGCAUCCACCCAUGACACGGUUCGAGACACCACCCAGCCGCCAACCCGAAUCGACGAAGGAGCAGAAAUCCCCACACGCGCUCGAGGCGAGAUCAGCAGCGAGGUCACACCUCAACCCUCAAUACCUGCUGUCGUCGUUCGCAAUCGGCAAGCGGAGCCACUGCCGGCGCCUGUCGACACACGUGCUCAAGCCGAGACCAGGAGCCAGUCAGCUCAGAUCUCAGUACCGAGCAACGACAGCGGUCAUCAAGCGAGGCAGCUGCAGUCGACAGCAGCACCCUCCAGGUCGUUCAUCCGAAGCAUCUCCGCACCGAACCUCGUCAGGCGCGACACCGCCGAACUCGCUUCGCCACUUCCCGACCUCAGCCUCUACACUCUGCUCGACGCAGCGGAUUUCUUGCCGCAAGUUGGCGCGAAGUCGAUCGAUAAGGGUAAGAAGCGUGCGAUCGAUGUGGUGGAUGUCAGCAGUGACAGCGAAGAGGAUGGUGGAGACGUUGCGGAAGAUGGCGAUGAGGAGAGCGAAAGUGGUGAAAGCGGUGGCAUGAGGGGACGGGGAGAAGAGACGGAGGAUGAGGCUUGUCGGGACUUGAAUGUGGCAGUCGCUGGGCUGGAUGGUGAGGAGACAGAGUCGUAUAACGAGGAUGAAGAGGACAGCGAUACUGGUAGCGAGAGAAGUGCUCUUCGGUCAAGUCAGAGGACCUCGCCGUCGAAGCGAGGACGUCCGUCACAGGGCGGGGAAGCCUCGACAAGAAAGAGAGGAAGGCCAAUAGGAAGCGGUAGGGGAAGAGGAGGGAAGAUUCGUGGGCAAUUCUCUGGACGCACCAUUCUCGGAUUCUACUCUUCCAAUCGCCAACAGACACCAAUGUCGACAGAGAGCCGACAGACAUCCCACUGUACGGAGAACCGACCUACGUAUGCUUCGCUGGAUGUCCCGACUCGGAGAGGUUCCUCACCUUCCUUCACCCGACUCCAGAGAAGCUCCUCACUCUCGCUCGCCCGUGCUUCACCCAAUAUCUGCGACGACGGCGAUAUGUCGCCACAUGUGUCAGUCUUUGAAUCCCCAUCGACGUCGUUCUCUGCUCAUCCAGGCGAAGAUCAUACAUUGCCCUUUCGACAUCGGACUCAGGCUGCUCCUCCUCCCACUCCAUCUCCCUCGCAACUCUCUACAACAUUCGACGAUAAGAAAGUCAAGACGCUGCGACGCAUGCACGAAGAAGCCACCACAAUGCGAUCCGUCGCCGACCAAAUGCGCGAUUUGUGGAUCGACUUUCAAAACGCAUACGACCGCUACACGCAGGAUCACGUUAGCUUGGGACAAGAGACGAGCGGAUGCCAGGGCAGAAUCGCCGAACACGUGCAUUUUCACGUCGGUCUGUCGAGCGAUGUACACCUGUUCGCGGCUGCGAUGCAGCGGGCGCUGGAUGAUGGGGCAGACGCGCCUCCGAAGUUGAGGUUCAAGGGUGUGGCGAGAAGGGAGAGGGACGGAUGA
Pseudozyma hubeiensis SY62 is the source of this 1578-nucleotide messenger RNA. RefSeq names its product ubiquitin carboxyl-terminal hydrolase. Lineage: Eukaryota; Fungi; Basidiomycota; Ustilaginomycetes; Ustilaginales; Ustilaginaceae. The coding region runs from base 1 to 1578 and encodes 525 amino acids. The transcript has a single exon. The record is from RefSeq and is a predicted model, not a curated record.